CUUUAGCAACACCGCAUGAGUGCAGCCGCAAAAGUGUCAACUGUCAGUGUCAGCACCCGAUAAGUAGUUAUUGGGAUUUUCCAAAAUCUAUUUCAAAUGAACCGGUAGAUUUGAACCAUUCGUCGAUAUUCGAGCCCCUUGAAGUGCCAGCACACGAUGGGGCAGCACGUUUCCCGAACCGACUUUGAAUGGGUUUACACCGAAGAGCCUCACGCAAGCCGCAGGAAAAUCAUUCUAGAGAAAUAUCCGCAAAUCAAGAGGCUCUUUGGGUUCGACCCCAACUUCAAAUGGGUGGUAACGGGGAUGGUGCUCACUCAAUUCUUCCUGAUGUUUGUGCUGAGGAACCGGUCCUGGCCUGUCCUGCUUCUAGUCGCCUACUGCUUAGGGGGAGUCAUCAACCACUCCUUAAUGUUAGCCAUUCAUGAAAUAUCGCAUAACUUGGCGUUUGGAUACGCUCGGCCGCUGCACAACAGGCUCUUUGGCUUCUUCGCCAAUUUGCCCAUCGGAAUUCCAAUUUCCAUUAGUUUUAAGAAAUAUCACCUGGAGCAUCACAGAUAUCAAGGCGAUGAACUGAAGGACACGGACAUCCCCACCUACCUGGAGGCCAAACUGUUCUGCACCACGUUUGGCAAGUUCAUUUGGGUCAUUUUGCAGCCGUUUUUCUACUCGUUCAGGCCCCUGGUCACCUACCCCAAGCCGCCCACUAAUUUGGAGUUUAUCAACUUGGGCAUACAACUGGCCUUUGAUGCCAUUGUGGUGUGGUUGUUUGGCUGGAGGAUCUUGGGGUAUUUGGUGUUUGGAAGCGUGAUGGCCAUGGGCUUGCAUCCCGUGGCGGGACACUUUAUCUCGGAGCACUACAUGUUCAAGAAAGGGUACGAGACCUACAGCUACUACGGCCCUUUGAACUUCAUCACGUUCAACGUGGGCUACCACAACGAGCAUCAUGAUUUUCCAGCCGUCCCUGGGUCGCGGUUGCCCGAGGUGAAAAAAAUCGCCCCCGAGUUCUACGACGAUUUGCCGCAACACCAGAGCUGGACUCAGGUGCUUUACGACUUCAUCAUGGAUCCCGAUGUCGGCCCCUACGCCCGAAUCAAGCGGAAGAAGCGCGGCCUGAACUAAAUCCGUUUUUGCCGCUUUAAUCCGGGAUUUUGCGCGUAUCUAGAGCCACCCGGAGCUGCGGAGUCGCAGUUGAUUGUUGAUUAUUGUAUAUAGCAUACGAUUGGACUAAAUUAUCCUGUAGGUUCAUGUGAUUAAAAUGUGUAUUUUUUCUAUGCAAA
This is a messenger RNA of Dendroctonus ponderosae (mountain pine beetle), 1277 nucleotides long. RefSeq names its product sphingolipid delta(4)-desaturase DES1. Gene Ontology annotation, cellular component: membrane. The record is from RefSeq and is a predicted model, not a curated record. Lineage: Eukaryota; Metazoa; Arthropoda; Insecta; Coleoptera; Curculionidae. Gene Ontology annotation, molecular function: sphingolipid delta-4 desaturase activity. Gene Ontology annotation, biological process: ceramide biosynthetic process.